AUGGGCAAGAUUGCAAAGAUUGAGUACUUCCGUGUGCCGCCGCGGUGGCUGUUCGUCAAGAUCACCGACGAUGCGGGGAAUGUAGGAUGGGGUGAGGCAUCGCUUGAAGGCCACACCCAGGCGGUUGAAGGGUGCUUGGAUGCUUGGAUUUCGCAGUACACUGGGAUGGAAGCCGAUGAGAUUGAGCAGAUUUGGCAAAAGUCUUGGCGCAUGGGCUUCUACCGAGGCGGUCCCGUAUUCAUGAGCGCUCUGGCUGGACUCGAUAUUGCUCUUUGGGAUCUCAAGGCCCGGAAACUCAAUGUUCCCAUUUACCAGCUGUUGGGCGGCAAGGUGCGAGAUACGAUCAAAGUGUAUGCUUGGAUUGGCGGCGACCGGCCCGCUGAUAUUGAAGCGCAAGCUCUGUCGCGCAAGGCGCAAGGGUUCACUUGCGUCAAGAUGAAUGGCACUGAAGACUUGGCUUGGCUCGACUCCCCUGCUGCACUUGACGCCUGCGUCGAGCGUGUCAAGACGGUCAAGGCGACGGGCAUGGAUGCCGGCGUCGAUUUCCACGGACGAGUGCAUCGACCCAUGGCCAAGCAGUUGGCGGCACUGCUGGCUCCGCACCGGCCGCUCUUCGUGGAGGAGCCUUUGCUGUCGGAACACAUUGAAGGCAUCAAGGCAUUUGCGCAGUCUACCACGACACCCAUUGCACUGGGAGAACGACUUCACAGCCGGUGGGAUGUCAAGCCGUACCUCGAGGCGGCGUGCGUCGACAUAUUGCAACCAGACAUUUCUCACGUUGGUGGCAUCUCAGAGCUUCGUCGCAUCGCCGCCAUGGCGGAAGCAUAUGACGUGCCCAUUGCACCACAUUGUCCCCUGGGUCCGAUUGCGCUCGCCGCCAACAUUCAGGUCGACGCAGCGACGCCUAACUUUGCGAUCCAGGAGAUGAGCCUCGGCAUUCACUACAACACAGGCGGCCACGACCUGCUCACGUACAUCAAGAACCCGGAGAUUUGGAAUGUCGAGAACGGAUACAUUCCGUUGAUGACAGGGCCGGGACUUGGUAUCGAGAUAGAUGAGGAGAAGAUCCGAUUGUUAAGUCAGGGUGCUGAGCCGUGGGUGAGUCCGGGCUUCGUCGGACCUGGCGGCGAGCUGCGGGAAUGGUGA
Messenger RNA from Verticillium alfalfae VaMs.102, 1146 nucleotides. RefSeq names its product galactonate dehydratase. The record is from RefSeq and is a predicted model, not a curated record. Gene Ontology annotation, molecular function: galactonate dehydratase activity. Gene Ontology annotation, biological process: amino acid catabolic process; D-galactonate catabolic process. The coding region runs from base 1 to 1146 and encodes 381 amino acids. The transcript is spliced from 4 exons. Lineage: Eukaryota; Fungi; Ascomycota; Sordariomycetes; Glomerellales; Plectosphaerellaceae.